ACCUCUCACUCAGGAGGAGAUUGCUGAGAGGCUAGAGCGUGCAAGACGAAGGCAUGCAGAGAAGUUGGCAGCGGCGCAGGGCCAGGCACCUGUGGAGCCCACCCAAGAUGCAAGCACCCUUGAAAUGAGUCCACAGGGAGAAGAGCCAAAAGGUGAUGAGCAGGAGGUAGAAAGUGAGCCCCCCAAACCCGUGCCCUCAGAAGGAAGCAAGCAGGAGUCUUUUAUCACCUUCACUCAAGUGUUCAGUGGUGUGGUGUGAAGAGGAAAGAGAAUUUUUGUCCUGGGACCCAAAUACAGUCCUCUUGAGUUUUUGCAGCAGGUGCCAUUAGGCUUCUCAGCUCCAUUAGAGGACCUUCCCCAGCUCCCCCACGUGACGUGCCGUACGUUGGAAAACCUGUACCUUCUGAUGGGAAGGGAACUGGAAGACCUCGAGGAGGUGCCUCCAGGAAACGUGCUAGAGACUUUCUGGGAGCUUGGCAACUGGACUCAUUGUUCUGCCACGUGCGGCCACUUGGGAGCCCAAGUUCAGAGACCCCAGUGCCUGAUGGCCAACGGGCAGGAAGUGAGCGAGGCCUUCUGUGACCAGCUCCGGAAGCCACGGGCUGCGUUCCAGCCCUGUAACAUCCGGGACUGCCCCCCGAGGUGGCUCACAGGCACGUGGUCAGAGUGCUCUGUGUCUUGUGGUGAAGGAUUCCGCAGUCGGCAAGUGACAUGUAAGCGCACAAGAGCCAAUGGAACGGUGCAGGCAUUGCCGCCGAGAGUGUGCAUCCCCAGAGACAGGCCUCUGGGGAGAAGACCCUGUUCCAGUCACCCCUGUGUUCAGGGGCUCGUUGAACAAGGGAACCAGGUAAUGCUGACAAAUCUAGUGUUUUAAAACCAUCCAGUCCCUGUGGUCAAACCCACACAUCCAAAAAGGUACUUCCCCUGGCAGUCCGGUGUUAGGACUUUGCCUUCCAAUGCAAGGGAUGUGGGCUCCAUCCCUGGUCGGGGAACUAAGAUCCCACAUGCCAUGAGGCCAAAACAUAAAACAAGCAAUAGUGUAACAAAACCCCACCCAUCAGGGGCCCUCCCCACAGGGGAGAGGAGAGCACAGACUCCUGCAGGACAUUCAGGAAACUCAUCUGCACAGGGAGCUGACCACACCACCCACCAGCUGGUUCAGGGGACUUACUAUCCUAUCCUAGACCUCCCGGUCAUAAUUAACAAAGGCUGCAGAGAUCAAAAGUUCCCCUUGGCCCUUCUGAAAAUGUUCAGUAUUGUCAGUGUGGGAGAA
This is a messenger RNA of Odocoileus virginianus texanus, 1273 nucleotides long. NCBI's taxonomy places the organism in Eukaryota, Metazoa, Chordata, Mammalia, Artiodactyla, Cervidae. The record is from RefSeq and is a predicted model, not a curated record.